GCUCUUCGUUGUCUCAAAGCCUUUUUUAUGAACAAGUGUUAGAUGUUGCGUAAAUUGUUGCAUUAUAGAAUACAAAAGAAAAGCAAAAAACACAAACACAUGGAUGCUUUCACUGAGAGGCAAGAGGCCUUGGUGAAUAGCUCAUGGGAAGCUUUCAAGAAAAACAUUCCUCAACUUAGCAUUCUAUUCUAUACCUUGAUAUUGGAGAAAGUACCAGAUGCAAAGGACAUGUUCUCGUUUUUAAAAAACUUUGAUGGAAUACCACAUAACAAUUCAACCCUUGAGGCGCAUGCUGAACUGAUUUUUGAAAUGACCCGUGAUUCAGCUGUUCAACUCCGAGCAAAAGGAAAGGUAGAUGUGGCGGAUGAUGUUACAUUAGAAUAUUUGGGUUCUGUCCAUGUUCAAAAAGGUGUCAUUGAUCUCCAUUUCAUGGUGUUUAAAGAAGCAAUGCUGAAAACAAUAAAAAAGGCUGUGGAGGACAAAUGGAGUGAGGAAUUGGAUUGUGCUUGGGGUAUAGCCUAUGAUGAACUAGCAGCUGCAAUUAAGAAGGCAAUGGGAUGGCCAUAAACAAGUUUAAUAGAUGCUUUUGGUUCCACUAAACUUGUUAAACAAGUUUCUCUUAAAAAUGUCAUUAUAAAUAAGAUUUUCGCAGA
Messenger RNA from Medicago truncatula (barrel medic), 653 nucleotides. RefSeq names its product leghemoglobin. Bases 43 to 567 code for a protein of 174 amino acids. Gene Ontology annotation, molecular function: oxygen binding; heme binding. The transcript has 4 exons. NCBI's taxonomy places the organism in Eukaryota, Viridiplantae, Streptophyta, Magnoliopsida, Fabales, Fabaceae. The record is from RefSeq and is a predicted model, not a curated record.